AUGGCUCCCGAGUGGAACCUGAUGCCUCGGACUCUGGAGGGUCAGAUCACCAUGGAGAAGACGCCGAGCUACUUCAUCACCAAAGAAGCCCCUCGCCGAGUCUUCUCCAUGAGCCGCCACACCCGGCUCAUCGUGGUGGUUCGAGACCCCGUCACCCGAGCCGUUUCUGACUACACACAGACUCUGUCCAAAUCUCCCGGGCUGCCGUCCUUCCAGAACCUGGCUUUCCGCAACUCCACCACGGGCCUCAUCGACACGUCGUGGAGCGCCGUGCGGAUCGGCAUCUACGCCAAGCAUCUGGAGAACUGGCUGCGCUACUUCCCGCUCUCACGCUUCCUUUUCGUCAGCGGGGAACGCCUCGUGACGGACCCGGCGGGCGAGAUGGGCCGGGUCCAGGACUUUCUGGGGCUCAAGCGCGUGGUCACAGAUAAGCACUUCUACUUCAACCAGACCAAAGGUUUCCCCUGCUUGAAGAAGCCAGAGGGGAGCAGCAGGCCGCGAUGCCUGGGAAAGUCGAAGGGCAGGCCCCAUCCCCAGAUCCCCUCCGAGGUCCUGCUCAGGCUCCGAGAUUUCUACAGACCCUUUAAUCUCAAAUUCUACCAAAUGACUGGCCACAACUUUGGCUGGGACUGAAUGACUAUUCACCAAAGCUCUUAAAAACUGUCAGUACCAGUCUUAUUCAACCAAGAGCCAAACCCAGACAGGGAUAUCAUGUGUUGUAUUGUGUGUCACCAAAGCUUCUACUGUGCAAAACAUGCCUUUUCCUCAUUUCCUAAGCUAUGAUAACUGAAUGCCAACACAUACGUCCUCCUUCCCUCGGGGUCUGCAGCAGCCACGCUAACAGAGUUUGUGAGAGCUUUGAUCCCUGGAGCCACUUUAGCAAGCAAUGCUAAACAAAGCUUGCGAGAGCCGGUGGUUGUGUGCUCAUACUGCUGCACUGAGACAAGCACAAGCCAGCAUGAAGCAUACUGCUUAUUUGCUUAAAGCUGGAACUUCUAACUUGGCUCCCCGAGAGCUGGAAGUGAGCGCUCAUCGCUGUCCACAACACUUAAUGGCACAACCUUUACAUCGGAAAUAACACCAGGAAGAAGCCGAUGCUCCAAAGAGAUGAACCCAAAGUUAAAGCAAAAGGCAAACGGGUAACAAACCUUGGCAGAUGAGAAAAGUUAUUAUAAACUGAAGUUAAGAGUCUUGAAUUAUUCACAAUGGUACAAUCACAAUGGAUGGUUGCAGUUGGGCCAUAAGUUGAUCAUUUACAAUCAGUUAAAUUGCAUCACUUCUGGGUAAAUACAAUGAAAUGUUGAUACAGUUUAUGCAGCCGCAAGAAGUUCUGUAGUUAUGUCAAUGCAAGCUCCUUUUAUGGAUUGUCUUUUAUUUUUUUUUUAAAUAUAAGAUGUAGCAAGAAUGGGAUAUCUGGUACCUGUCCAAAAGGUCCAAUGUGUGCUGUAAAUUUGCUAUUAUUUAUGUCAAAGCUUGCAUAUUUACAGACCUGAAAAGAACAUUUUACAAGCUGUAAACCUGUGAUUGUUUUCUACUACAUUCAACACCCACACUCACCUCCACAAAUGGUACUUACAUGCCACUGUAUAUUUCUAAAAGGCUAAUUUAUAAGAGGACAAACUGUUGUUGAGAUGUUUUCUCUGAGACUUUUGUAUUUGAGAUUCUGCUGGAAAUUCUGACUAAAUCUUUUAUUCUGGAA
Molecule: messenger RNA, 1699 nt
Organism: Stegastes partitus (bicolor damselfish)
Lineage: Eukaryota; Metazoa; Chordata; Actinopteri; Pomacentridae
Product: heparan sulfate glucosamine 3-O-sulfotransferase 3B1-like
Exons: 2
Coding region: 1-633 (210 amino acids)
Molecular function (GO): [heparan sulfate]-glucosamine 3-sulfotransferase activity
Source: RefSeq, a predicted model, not a curated record